This is a messenger RNA of Toxoplasma gondii ME49, 4531 nucleotides long. RefSeq lists its product as hypothetical. NCBI's taxonomy places the organism in Eukaryota, Apicomplexa, Conoidasida, Eucoccidiorida, Sarcocystidae. The transcript is spliced from 10 exons. Bases 813 to 3320 code for a protein of 835 amino acids. The record is from RefSeq and is a predicted model, not a curated record.
CAUCGUCUGAGCACAUCGAACAGAGUAUUGCUGCUAAACGCGGCCUUUUGGUAACACUGAAGGACUUUCCACCGGCAAGUCUCGUGGUUUUCUAGGAUGAACCCCUGAACAGUUCCUGUUGCCUCGCAUGCAGCUCGCUCGAAAAGGGAACUCAACAGCUGGCGCAAGAAAGUGAGAAGGGUAGCGAUAUGGACCCUUUCGUUUUCUGAUUGUGGACGGAGAAAAUCACGAAGGACGUGGAAGGAAUGAUAGGAUUUCAGCCCGAUUUCGUGUUACUUUCAACCAGCGUUUCAUGAAACUCCAUUUUUUCGGGUCGCACCGCUGCCAAAGACGAGCACUCACGACGCUGGCGUGUGGUUGUAGGGGAACACUGCUGAGUUUCGCGCUGCAGAGCGCUCACACGUUUUCUCGAGUUCGUUUUUCAGUCUCAAUCCUUUAGAGGUUGUGCCGUGCGCCAUUCCAGGAGAGAGGCUGCACUCGAGCGCCGAGUGACAGCUCCCAAAGUAUGCCGGGAUACUUCGGAACUUGGGCGGGUUCAGAAGCAAAGAAAAAGCAACGUGAUGACCAGACUGAUAGGAGGAGUUGCGCAGUAGCAAUGUCUCGCGUUUACGUGUAUGUUCAAGGGUUAUGUGCGUCGAUACCACAUCAAUGAGAGGCGCUCCAGUUGGGUGGGUGUGGGAAAGUCGUUCACCUCCCGCGCCAGCUCCUGGAUCUGGUGGCUCGCGAGCUUGAGGUGCAAGUACUCCUCGAGCAGCCGUGCCAGAGUGUGGCUUCUCUAGAUCAGAUAGGCUCUCAGAGAUCCAUCUUCGACGAUGGCACCGGUUCCCUCCCACAUGGCUGACGCGGGAAAAGAAGACAGCCCGCAUCUCCGCGUCUCGCUCACGGGCUUCUUCUUCCUCACCUACCCUCUCUACACUAUCCAAAGCCGGACGCUCUGCGCCCCUUACCUCGUUCCCAUGUCAUACGUCGCGUUUCCCCCACCUCGUCAGGAUGCAUUCCUUCUGCGAGGGUACGAAAGAGACGCUUCCCCAGACCCGAGUCGAGAUUCGCCGUUUGUGCGCAAGGUUGUGCGGCGGCCUCUUCUUUCGCAGUGCGCUGUUGCCACUGUUGGUAGCCUCAACAUUUUCCGAUUCACUGCGGCUGCUGUCAAAACGGUGUAUGCAAAAGAGGGCUUCCUCGGUCUCUUUCGCGGAAUCGUUCCAGCAACUCUUCAUAUCAUUGCAAGGGAUGUUGUCGGCUUUUUCCUGCUGCGUCAUGGCUUGGCAUUUACUGUAGCAUGCUACCGCGCUGUCGCAGAUGGCACAACAGCCGUUUUGUCGUUUUUCGUCCCUUCACUUCUGUUUUCUCGCUCGGCGAUUUCCUCGACGUCGGCCGGCCGUACUCCGCCGCCUUCACAGUCGCCCGUGCGUUGCGUCGGCGCCGUCGUUAGCGCAGUAGAUGACGCGGCCUUGGAAGUCGACAGCCUCCGCGAUCCGAGUGAACAGGCUGCCGAGGUUGCAUCCGACAUUGCCAGUCUUACGCGGUCAGCGCUGGGGUCUUCUGAGAGUCUCCCUUUGUCUCUCGAAGUGCCCGGCUCGGAUCGUGCCGUCGUCGCUGCGGCUCCGCACCAAGGCGCUUGCGGCGCGCGGCGAGGUACUGCCACGGAUGCUCAAGACCCUCCACCUGCAGUUGGGUUUGUAGUCGACGCAGAACCCUUAGAAGACGAAACGGACGGACGAGCAGGGGCCGAGAUGAUCGGGGUUUCACGACUCUGGCCAGACACCAGAGGAAGAGAGAUCGCGCCAGUGAUUCUCAAGCUCCUGACUGAAUGUGCAGUGUAUCCGCUGUUGACGGUCGCAACGCGAAUGGUGGUGAUUGAGGGACCGCCGUAUUCUCCAACACUCGCCUCGCUGUCUUCGUUGUCUGCUUCCCUCCCAGCGCCGCUCGCGACGGUGUGCUCUUUCUUCGUCCCCAAAUAUUUGCACGUGACUAUGCUGGAAAUGGUUCGGUUGACGUACGCGGCAGACGGCAUCGGAGGGUUUUACGGGGGUCUUCUUCCGUUCCUCUUGUCCCGGUGUGUGGACGACAGCGUCCAAGCGCUGAUGCGUCUCUUCAUCGUCGACCUGUCAGGCCAAGGGGGCAAGAAGGGGGAAGGGAACGACGCCGCCUUCGGCGAUUCGCGCGCCUCUGCUGCUCUGCUGCAGAGACGCUCAGGCCCAGACAGCGAGUAUCCUCCCGUGUGGGCGACCAGGAUGUCUACGGAGCGGCGAGAAGACGAAGCGGGCACGCAAGUUGCCGCAGCGCCUCCGUUCGCCAGGAUAGAUCAGGCGGAUAGCUUCGAACCGGACGAAGAGGGAGCUUGUGACGGCAUCGAGACAGAAAACAUCUAUCAGAUACCCCGAGAGAGUGUGUCUGUUUUGAGACGAGGAUGUGGCAUUAGAUGCCCGCCUCACGGUGACGCCAGACGCAUAUUUGGCUCCAUGGGCCGGAGUGGAGAGGACGGAGAAGCGUUUCCUCUCGCAAACGACCGAGACGGCUGUCUCACCUCGCAGCAAGAUCUACUACAGCAAGGAGGGAGUGCCGCGAACCGAAGACUACACAUGUCUCAGACUGCAGCGUCUUCCUUGUGUUCACCAACAGGCGAAGGUGCUGGCGUGCGACAGCCAAGGGGUGGAGGGAGGAACCGAGGUGGAGACCGAUAUGACGGAAGCUCAUCUUUUUCCUUCGAAAGACAAGACCGAGAGCCAGUUGAUGUAGCGGAGUCUCUGAUGGAGAGCCACCUAGUACCGCCACGGUUCUCUUUCGGAAGCCCGUCCAUCUGCGACACCUCCUGCGUAGCCACAGAGAAGACCAACAGCUGUCCCCAGGGCGAACGAAACUCAAGUCGCUGGAGCCCCAGGCGAGUUACAGGAUAUGAGAGCAACAGACGUCGCCCACAAACAGUUGGAGAGAUCACUGGCGCUGGCAGCGCAGAACGGCCGGUAGCCUCAACGACUAGCCGGACUGACGUGAUAGACGACAGUCUGCAUCAAGUCGAAAUGUACACAAUGCGGGCUUGCUUCGCUGCGGUAUUGAGCACCGCGGUCACUCCAUUUUCGCAGCUAGCUCUCGUCCAGCGUUGUCAGUCGAAUCUCGAGGGGUUGUGCAUGCAUCGCUCAUGGCUGGACGUCCUGGCAGGAAUGCCGUGGAAGACUUUCUUCUUGCAAUUCGCGGUCUCCCUUAGCUUCCUCAUUCUCAACAGCUUGAUGGCGGCAACCCUGCACGAGAACGAGGCGAAGAGGAAGGUGAGAGAAGUGACUGACGAAGAAGGUGACGACUUUUUAAAGUCGGGUCUUUUCUGAAAUGUGUCUUCGUUACUCUUCGUUCUACUGCUUCGCCCACUUUUUUCUGUUUCGUGAAUUCUCUCGGGUUUGCAGUCACUUUUCUUCCGUCUCUGAUUGAGAGUUUCCUCUCGUCGCCUACAAACAAAAAUGGUUCUCCUGUCAUUUGUGACGUGCUCCCCAAAAAGGCAUAUCCGUGGAGACAGUAAAAGCGGUCCUCUCAUCGUCAUACUUGAGUAUGUAUUUUCUCUCUCGAUUGCGCUGUCUCCCUUUUGGGUCCCUUCUCUCUUUCCUUUGUCUUCCCACCAUGCGAUUAUUCUCGCGGGGUCACUUUGGAUUCACAGUGUUGUGUUCCACUAUUCCAGUUUGUGUCUGUGUCUCUGCCGGGCACGUCUUGUGAGGACCGGGGACGCUCUUUUUGAGAUGGGCUUGGUGCAGAAAGAAAAACCGCUGUCUCCACUAUCAUUGUUUUUUCCUCUGUCCAAUAGUCUUUUUUCUUGUUACCAGGAAUCGCGGGCCAGCUUGCGGUGUGUGUCGUAAUGCGUUGCAAUAUAUACCCUGGCGUCGUACGCGUUCUUGGCGUUCGUCGUUUCCUGCCGUUAGUUCACUCUGCUUCAAAGAAUUGAGAAGCUUUGUGGUUGGUUUCGGGCCUCUUUUCCGUUCGUUUUUAGCUCGGGGCUGUCGAUCGCCUCUGUCUGUGUGUGCUAGUGUGCACCCACGUUCACACAAACGCAUCGAGCUGAAGGACAACAGAACACAGGGAACCAGAGAAGAUAUGCUAGCAUAGGAAGAUAGAACAAAGAUGAAACUAUGCCAUAUUUCCAGGUGGGACAGCAAGAACCUGGCACUUGAAGAUGUAUGGGGGGAACUGCCAAAGUCAGCUCACUCAGACGCUUGUUCUGAGAGGCACGUGUUACGGUUUCUCAACUGAACGAAGCUACUGUCGAAAAAGCAGCUGUUAUAGGAUAGGGUCAAUUUAUCGAACACUCCCCGACCAUAAAACGGCAUUAUCACAUUUCUCAGAGAAUGAACUGUACCAUUUGUGCCCUAGAAGCGUCUAAGGUUUCCCUGCACGUCACGCGUAAAAGGAUUUAGAUCCUCCCAUCGGUACGCUGCGCCUGAGGAAGAUAGGGAGCAACCGAAGCAAGAUAGAAUGAACGGGACACAAGAAGGUUGAAUGGGGAGGGAAAAAACAAAUAAACGGAUUAGCAGCUACACAGGCGAUUCGUAAC